Molecule: messenger RNA, 1140 nt
Organism: Gossypium raimondii (Peruvian cotton)
Lineage: Eukaryota; Viridiplantae; Streptophyta; Magnoliopsida; Malvales; Malvaceae
Exons: 3
Coding region: 742-1092 (116 amino acids)
Molecular function (GO): RNA binding
Source: RefSeq, a predicted model, not a curated record
UUCCCAUGGCCGACAAUGUUUUGAACUUUGUUUUGAUACCCGUUCCCUUCCCAUUCACCAAGUCCUUUCUCCUAUUACCCUUUCCCCUCUCCCUCUCUCUCUUUCCUCUUCACCUGACCCUAUCAAAGGAACCCAGCUUUCCAUCUCACUACUAGAUGACAUCCCUUUUCUUUCUCAGUCUCUUUGUUGUUGGAAAACCCCAAAAUCCCAUCCCUUGUUCUUCUAUUUUAGCUGCUCCUUACAUUGAAUAAAAUAUCAGUCUUUUCUCAGUCUUAAUUGACAUUGUGUUUUUUUUUAAUUUUCUCAUUGGCUAUUUAUUUUUGUGUUUUUCUUUAAUUUCUAGAUCUGCUGUAAUUUAUUUUCUCUUUUCUUCUGAAUUCUAGGUUAUGUUGGUUUGGUGUUUAGAAAAUUGGGGUUUUCAUUGAUGUUUUUAGUUCUUCUGAAAUUUUUUAAUUUUUUUAAUUGAUACCUUAAGCAAUCUUCGGUUUGAAAAAACCAAAUAAUAAUAUGUUAAUCCACUCUAAUCUCCUUCUUUUUUCUUUAAUUUCCUUUCAUUUUUUGUAUUGUCAGUUAAUUUCUUUUGCUGUUCAAAGAUGUCGUUUAUCCGAAGAUCUUUGCCAAUUAUCAGUUGUUCACAAGAGCUCUCCUCCAAUCAUUCGAGUUUCAAGUGAAUACUUUUCAUUCUUCCUUUAAUUUUUGCCUAACAAUAAGCUCAUCACUCCCUCAAUUUUGUUUGAUCGUAUGAGGGCUAGAGAGUUGAAGAAACACUUGAAGAGGCUCAAUGCCCUCAAGCAUUGGAUGCUCGAAAAGCUUGGUAGUGCAUUCAUAUGUUGUUUUCCCGAGCUUUCUUUUGGCUUCCUUACCAGUUUGAUGCUGCUUCAUUUUAAUUUUGUAUUCAUUGUAUUUGUUAAUGCAGGCGCCAAAGCCAUCAUCUGGACCCCACAGGUCGAGGGAAUGUUUGCCACCUAUUCUCAUUCUGCGAAACAAACUAAAGGUGCACAUGGUUUCAUGAGGACACAUAAAUGGCGUGAUUCCAUAGGAGCUUUUAUAAAUGUGGAAGCAUCUAGAACAGAAGGUCUUGGUAGGAUAUAAAUCAAUGCUAUUGUUUUUUGUUUCCUUGGGACGUGAGAACAUUAUCAU